Plasmopara halstedii is the source of this 1053-nucleotide messenger RNA. RefSeq names its product agc pka protein kinase. The record is from RefSeq and is a predicted model, not a curated record. Gene Ontology annotation, cellular component: cAMP-dependent protein kinase complex; nucleus. The coding region runs from base 1 to 1053 and encodes 350 amino acids. NCBI's taxonomy places the organism in Eukaryota, Oomycota, Peronosporomycetes, Peronosporales, Peronosporaceae. Gene Ontology annotation, molecular function: cAMP-dependent protein kinase activity; ATP binding. Gene Ontology annotation, biological process: peptidyl-serine phosphorylation. The transcript has 2 exons.
AUGUUCCGCAAAAAGACUGUAGUCAAUGAGAAGGGGGCACCUGUCAACGUUAUCUCCCCCGCUGUACCUGUCGACAUCCCGCGUUUACGACAGACGUAUACACUCAAUGACUUUGAUCUAUUGGCAACAUUAGGCACAGGUACUUUUGGACGUGUCCGGCUUGUUCAAUUGAAAGGCGUCGGGUCUUACCAUGCACUUAAAAUCCUGAAAAAGAGUGAAAUUUUGCGGUUACAGCAAUUGCAUCAUAUUAAGUGUGAAGUGGAGAUUUUGAGUAAGCUUCAGCAUCCAUUUGUGGUGAAUUAUCUUGGCCAUUUUCAAGACGAACGGAGGCUUUAUCUUGUGCUUGAGUAUGUGCAAGGUGGCGAACUAUUUUCGUAUUUGCGACGUCAGGGGCGCUUUCCAGAGCAUGUGGCGUGCUAUUACGCAUCACAAUUGGUCACAGCCUUAGCGUAUCUUCAUGCUCAACACAUUAUCUACAGAGACUUAAAGCCAGAGAAUCUGCUAAUUACAGCCGCAGGAUACCUCAAGAUCACGGAUUUUGGUUUUGCAAAGAUUGUCGAAGAUAAAACUUGGACACUCUGUGGUACACCCGAGUACCUUGCGCCUGAGAUUAUUCAGAGCAAAGGACAUGGCAAGUCAGUCGAUUGGUGGGCAUUGGGAGUAUUGAUUUACGAGAUGCUAGCGGGAUACCCACCAUUUUACGAUGAAAAUCCCUUUGGUAUCUAUCAAAAGAUUCUGGACGGCAAAGUAGAUUUUCCCAAGCACAUAGACUCAAAAGCGAAGGAUCUCAUCAAAAAGCUUCUCUCGCAAGACCGCACAAAACGACUUGGAUGUUUACGAGGUGGAUCAGACGACGUAAAAAAACAUAAAUAUUUUGCUAAAGUAGAUUGGGAUUCUGUGCUUGCAUGCGUGGAACCACCGCCAUAUUUGCCUCCAGUGAGAGGACCUGGUGAUCAUACGCACUUUGACGAGUAUCCGGACUCCCCCGUGGAUGAUUCGGUCGUUUUGUAUGGUGAAGACCAGGCUGCCUUUAAUGUUUUUGAUCAGUUUUAA